AUGACGUCUCCCUAUAAGACCCAAACGGUGGUAUACAAUCGCUCUAAUGCUUUUGUAGCUACUGAAGACGAUAGUCAUCAACGUUUUACGUAUCUAUUUAAUCUUGCACAUGAGCAGUAUAUGGCUGGUUAUUAUCAAGAAGCACUACGUCUGUGUCAACAACUGUAUGAAUCUGAUGCUUAUCGUACUGAUAAUUUGUUAUUACUUGGAGCCUUACAUUUUCAACUUGGGAAUCUCUCCGAAAGCAUUUUUUACAAUCAACAAUGUAUUCGUGUAGCUCCUGACUUUGUUGAAGCGUAUGGAAAUUUGGGAAACGCAUUGAAAGAACUUGGAGAUUUAUCUGGGGCUGUCCAAUUUUAUAUACGUGCAAUCAAGCUGAAUCCACGCUUUGGAGACGCGUACAACAAUUUGGCCAAUUGCUACAUGCUCUUAGGUCAGACAAGUGAAGCUGUGGAAACGUACAAGAUGGCGAUUCUAUUGGAUCCACAGCUUGUGGAUGCACAGAGUAAUUUGGGCAAUUUGUACAAGAUGCAGGGCUGUCUAGAAGAUGCAAAACACUGUUAUGCACAAGCUAUUCGUUAUAAACCAAGUUUUGCGAUUGCUUGGAGUAAUUUAGCUGGACUUUUAAAAGAUGACGGACAAUUGGACGCUGCCAUUGAUCACUACAGAGAAGCUAUUAGAUUAGCUCCAGAUUUCGCAGAUGCUUAUAGUAAUUUGGGCAAUGCAUUGAAGGAAGCUGACAGGGUUGACGAGGCAAUCCAAGCGUACAAGUCGGCGUUACAAAUCCGACCGACCUUUGCUAUUGCCCACGGUAAUCUGGCCAGCUGCUACUACGAUGCAGGCCAGAUGGAGCUGGCCAUCCAGACUUUUCGGUACGCGAUUCAGCUCGAACCAAACUUUCCGGACGCCUACAAUAAUUUGGGUAAUGCUUUGCGUGAAUGUGGCCAGCUUGAGCAAGCUGUCGCGUGUUAUCGUACGGCACUGCAGCUCAAACCGGACCAUCCACACGCGUACAACAACCUGGGUAACGCCUUGAAGGACAAGGGGCUCGUGAAGGAAGCGUUGCACUGCUACACGACGGCAGCGCGUCUGCUCCCGCAGUUUGCGGCCGCGCACAGCAACAUUGGCAGUGUUUUGAAAGAGCAGGGCAAGUUGGACCUGGCACUGGCACACUACCAGCAGGCUAUCACGAUUGACCCUAACUUUGCCGAUGCAUACAGCAACAUGGGCAAUGUGUUUAAGGACUUAAGUCGUUUGGAAGAAGCCAUCCAGUGCUACUCGACAGCAAUCCGUCUGAAACCGCAGUUCCCUGAUGCCUAUAGCAACCUCGCUAGCGCGUACAAGGAUGGCGGUCGUCUCGAGGACGCUAUUACGUGCUACCGCAAGGCACUUGCGCUACGCCCGCACUUCCCGGAUGCAUUUGCCAACUAUUUCCACUCGAUGGUAUUUAUCUGUGACUGGCAGUCUCGCUCGCAGGACACGGAGAUGCUGCAACAAUUUGUGGAUGAGCAGCUGAGUAUGGGUGGCGUGCUGCCGUCCGUACAACCGUUCCACGCACUGGUGUAUCCGCUGUCGAUGCAGCGAUUCCAAGACAUUUCACGGCGAUAUGCUGAGCGCGCCAAGCUGAACGUGAGUCUAGUGGACCUGCCUCCGAUGCGUUUCAAGAGCAAGCUAGCGUCGGAGCGUCUGCGCAUUGGUUAUGUGUCUUCAGACUUGGGUAACCACCCGCUGGCGCAUUUGAUGCAGAGUGUGUUUGGCAUGCACGACAAGAGCAAAUACGAGGUGUUCUGCUACGCUACGUCGCCGGACGACGGAUCGAUGUGGCGCAAGCAGAUUGCUGGUAGCGUCGAACAUUUUACUGACAUUUGUACAUUGUCAAACGGCGACGCUGCGCGCACGAUUCAUGCCGACAGCAUUCACAUUCUUGUCAAUCUGAACGGGUAUACAAAGGGUGCUCGCAACGAGAUCUUUGCGCUCCAGCCUGCACCUGUCCAAGUGAGCUACAUGGGUUUUUGUGGCACGCUCGGUGCCGACUACAUUCAGUACAUGGUUGGCGACGCCACGGUGGUGCCUUUGGAGUACCGGCGGUUCUUUACGGAGAAACAGAUCAACAUGCCGCACUCGUACUUUGUGAAUGACCACAAGCAGUCGGCGCGCGAUGUGCUGGACAAGGCCAAAUGUCCGAAACGAGCAGACUACGGUGUGCCUGAGGACAAGUUUGUAUUUUGCAACUUCAACCAGGUGUACAAGAUUGACCCUGUCACGUUCGCGACUUGGAUGAAUAUCCUCAAGCGCGUGCGGAACUCAGUAUUGUGGCUGCUGCGCUUCCCUCCUAUCGCGGAGACGAACAUUCGCUCCGCGGCCCGUGCUUGCGGAGUUAAAGACCAGACGCGUUUAAUCUUUACUGACGUGGCUCCUAAGGACGAGCACCUAAAGCGUGGGUACCUCGCUGAUCUGUUCUUGGAUACGCCCGAGUGCAAUGCGCAUACGACUGGAUGUGACAUUCUGUGGGGCGGCACCCCGAUGGUGACGAUGCCAAAGGACCGCAUGGCCACGCGCGUAGCUUCGAGUUUGCUGCGCGCCGCCAAUAUGAGCGAGCUUAUUGUGGAUUCGCUCAAAGAAUACGAAGAACUUGCAGUGGCGCUCGCUAGUGACACGGAUCGAUUAGGGAAGCUUCGACGGCGGCUUGAAGACGAGCGUCUGCACAGUCCACUGUUCGAUACCCAGCGGUGGGUUCGCAACCUAGAGACGGGCUUAUGCAUCGCGUGGGAACGCCACGAGCAAGGCCUCUUGCCUGACCACAUCGAUGUGCCUGAUAUUAACGACCUGGAGCAGCUAAAGUCGGAAAAGUACAAGACCAUUGACAACCAGUCGCAGUCUUGGGCUACAGCAGGGAUUGCAAUGGACGACAACAGCGACCAGCACUCGAGCACCGAAUCUAUCGGUAGCAGUGACCUGCGAAUGAGCGCCUCACUUUGUAGUAGAAUGUCGACUGCCGCGACCAGAUCAACCUCUGCCUACAAACAAGUAUGA
Peronospora farinosa is the source of this 3033-nucleotide messenger RNA. The record is from the annotation of a GenBank genome assembly. NCBI's taxonomy places the organism in Eukaryota, Oomycota, Peronosporomycetes, Peronosporales, Peronosporaceae.